AUGUUUAAAAACUGUAUACUUCCAACUCGCCCUAGAAAGUCUAAAAUCAAAAAAAUCGAGGAUCAUGUAAAGUGCAUUCUUAUUAUAAUGAAUAAAAAUGAACAAAAAGGAAAAAAAGCACAAGAUACUGUAGUUAUCAUAGCAGCUACGAACUAA
Dentiscutata erythropus is the source of this 156-nucleotide messenger RNA. NCBI's taxonomy places the organism in Eukaryota, Fungi, Glomeromycota, Glomeromycetes, Diversisporales, Gigasporaceae. The record is from the annotation of a GenBank genome assembly.